This is a messenger RNA of Puccinia graminis f. sp. tritici CRL 75-36-700-3, 384 nucleotides long. RefSeq lists its product as uncharacterized. NCBI's taxonomy places the organism in Eukaryota, Fungi, Basidiomycota, Pucciniomycetes, Pucciniales, Pucciniaceae. The record is from RefSeq and is a predicted model, not a curated record. The transcript is spliced from 4 exons. Bases 1 to 384 code for a protein of 127 amino acids.
AUGUGGGCCAUCAAGUUUUUCUCGAUUUUAAUCCUGAUCAUGCUUCAGGGUCAAGCUGUAUAUACCCACCCACGGAAAAGCAGCACCAGCCAGCGUAGCAAAGACUCCACGAGUUCCGACAAUAAGCCCUUUUCAUGCCCCGUUGCCGACAGGGCUAUAUGCGUCUUUUUAGGCACAACUGGUACAUCUGUUCAACUAGCAAGAAAGAAUGGACUCCAGUAUUCAUGCGACAAUGUGCCCAGAAAGUGCUGCUCUGAUGCGCUCAAAUUUGAUUUAGUUGAAUACUUGAAAUUUCUAUGUACUCAUCCGAAUCCCAUCUGCAUCCAGAAAGAUUAUCAGCUUGUAAAAUUCAUACCAGACACUUGCUUUCGCAACACUCUUUGA